Bathycoccus prasinos is the source of this 2331-nucleotide messenger RNA. Its product is annotated as cycloartenol synthase. The coding region runs from base 1 to 2331 and encodes 776 amino acids. Gene Ontology annotation, molecular function: intramolecular transferase activity. The transcript has a single exon. Gene Ontology annotation, cellular component: lipid droplet. Gene Ontology annotation, biological process: triterpenoid biosynthetic process. NCBI's taxonomy places the organism in Eukaryota, Viridiplantae, Chlorophyta, Mamiellophyceae, Mamiellales, Bathycoccaceae. The record is from RefSeq and is a predicted model, not a curated record.
AUGUGGAAACUGGUCUGCUCGGAACCAAAUUUGGAUGCCGAGAAGAAACUGCACACGUUGAACGCACACGUCGGUCGGCAAACGUGGGCGUUCGACCCGAACGCGUCCGAAAAGGACAUCGAGAAGCAAAACCAACGCAGGAAAGAGUUUCGAGAGAACAGGUUCGUUCAAAAGCACAGCAAAGAUGCGCUGAUGAGAGACGCGUUCGAUGCGCGACGGGUAGAGAGGAAGAGAGAGAGGAAAACGACGCCGCCGAGCGCGGACGGCGCAGUCGCGGACGAAUUCGCGGUCGAGAAGGAAACGAAACGGGCGCUCAAAGCGGGCGUGGAGUAUUACCAAGGACAACAACAUCCAGACGGACACUGGCCGUCGGAUUACGGCGGACCGAUGUUUCUCAUGCCUGGAUUAAUCAUUGCGAUGAAAAUUAUGAAGAAAGAGAAAGAGAUGUUACCGGCGCACGUGAAAGUGGAAAUGAAACGGUACUUGGAAAAUCACGUCAACGAAGAUGGCGGCGUUGGGUUGCACAUCGAAGGACACUCGACGAUGUUCGGUUCAGUGUUGACGUACGUCGCGUUGCGGUGUUUAGGUGAAGAGCUCGAAUCUUCGGAAACGUUGAGGAAGAUGCAAGAGUGGAUUAAAGUAAGAGGCGGGGCGACGAAAACGCCGAGUUGGGGUAAGUUUUGGUUAGCGAUGUUGGGAUGUUACGAGUGGAAAGGUUUAAAUCCAAUUCCUCCCGAGUGUUGGUUGCUUCCGUAUUGGUUUCCAGCGCACCCGGGGAGAUAUUGGUGUCACUGUAGGAUGGUGUAUUUACCGAUGUCGUAUUUGUACGGCAAACGCGCGCAAAUCGAAGCCGGGAACCCGGUCAGCGAGGCGCUGAAGUUGGAAUUGUACUGUCAAGAGUACGACACGAUUAACUGGAACAAAGCCAGGAAUGAAUGCGCGAACGAAGAUUUAUAUUACCCGCAUCCAAUGUUGCAAGACGUGCUAUGGGGCACGCUUUCAAAAGUCGAACCUAUUUUACUCCGUUCGCCUUUGCGCAAAUGGGCGAACAGAGAAGCGCUGAAGCACGUGGUGUACGAAGACGAAAACACGCGAUACGUGGACAUUGGUCCAGUCAACAAAGUGUUCAACUGUUUGUGCAGAUACUUUAGCGGCGACGCAGAAGGCGUGGAGAAACACAUGCCUCGAUUUUGGGACUAUUUAUGGGUCGCCGAAGACGGUAUGAAAAUGCAGGGAUACAACGGCAGUCAACUCUGGGAUUGCGCGUUUGCGGUUCAAGCGAUUGAAGCGACCGGGUUGGCAAAAAACUUCAACGAGUGUUUGCGCGACGCCGCUAAGUAUAUCGACGACAGUCAAGUUAGAGAUGACGCGCCGGAACUGAAGAAAUAUUACCGACACAUCUCCAAAGGCGCAUGGCCGUUUAGCACUAGAGACCACGGAUGGCCCAUUUCAGAUUGCUCCAGCGAAGGUUUAAAAGCCGCGCUAUCGGUGAUGGAUAUGGAAGAUCAAGGUUUGAUUAAAAUUGACCCAAAAAACAAAAUAGCAGUCGAUCGAUUAGCGGAUUGCGUAAAUGUGAUUCUGAGUUAUCAAAACACGCAAAGAUUUGGGUUCAAGCCUCAAGGAAGCGGCGGAUGGGCGACGUACGAAAACACUCGAGCCGGUAAGUGGGUAGAAAUUUUAAACCCGGCGGAGACGUUCGGGGACAUCAUGAUUGAUUAUCCGUACGUGGAGUGUUCGUCGGCAUCUAUCCAAGCGAUUUCCAAGUUCGCUAAACGGUUUCCGGACCACCCGAUUGUGCCCCGCAUUGAAAAAGCGCGCAAAAGCGGCCGAAACUUUUUGAAGAGCAUUCAAAAAGAAGACGGGAGCUGGUACGGUUCGUGGGCGAUUUGUUUCACCUACGGCACGUGGUUUGGUGUUUUAGGUUUGAUUGCGACCGGGUCGACGUAUGACACGUGCCCACACUUGCGUAAAGCGGUGCAGUUUUUACUCUCCAAGCAACAAGAAACCACCGGCGGAUGGGGCGAAAGCUAUCUCUCGUGCGAAAAGAAAGUCUAUCAUCAACUCUACGAAAAAGACGGGAAAACCGAGUUUGCGCAUUGCGUCAACACCUCGUGGGCUAUGCUUGCCUUACUCGCCACCGGUCAAGAGAAGAGAGACGCCGCGCCGUUGCGCAAAGCCGCCGCGUGCUUGCUCAAAAAGCAACUCCCAGACGGCGAUUGGCCGCAGGAAAAUAUCAUGGGCGUAUUCAACAACAACUGCAUGAUUACGUACGCAAACUAUAAGAACAUCUUCCCGCUGUGGGCGUUGGGUAAAUUCGCAACAAAAGAAUAA